Messenger RNA from Drosophila guanche, 4295 nucleotides. RefSeq names its product Bloom syndrome protein homolog (gene Blm). Bases 129 to 4268 code for a protein of 1379 amino acids. Gene Ontology annotation, cellular component: cytoplasm; chromosome; nucleus. The record is from RefSeq and is a predicted model, not a curated record. Gene Ontology annotation, biological process: DNA replication; double-strand break repair via homologous recombination. Gene Ontology annotation, molecular function: ATP binding; nucleic acid binding; four-way junction helicase activity. Lineage: Eukaryota; Metazoa; Arthropoda; Insecta; Diptera; Drosophilidae. The transcript is spliced from 4 exons.
ACACUUGAUUUUUGCAGCAUUAUUGCGCGCGUUUUUAGUGUUUAAGAAGGGUUUAUAUGUUUAAUGUUCAAAGUUUAAGGUUUUUAUUUUAAUUGUAAGUUCAUUAACCGCAGUGUAGGAACAUCAUCAUGUCGAGAAAACCCUCGGCGCUGAAAAAGCAGCUUAAACUUAGCAGCUUCAUCGGCUCGGGCAGUAGUCAGACUAAAAUACAAACUAAAAAGGCGCCUGUUGCCAACACCCAAAUAAGUAAAGUUUACAACCCCAUAUUUCUGGACUCCUCUUCUUCUGACGAGGAUGACACCCAGAGUUCCAACACAAAAACCGAAUCACAGGAUGAUUCCAAUGCUACCCAAACAUUGGAAGGCCAGCCUACGUCUCUCCCGGAGGCGCCUGUUGCGUCGCAGCCUGUAAAUAAAUCCGGGCUGAGUAAAUGGGGAAGGGCAGAUACAAAAGUGUCUAAGGAUGCCUUAAAAGACAAUCAGCUUACUUUCAAAGAGGAUGUCUUACCCGACUCGGAAUGGGUGAGAGAUUUUCCCUCCCCACCAUUCGAGGCUUCGAACAAUUGGCGCAGAACAGAGACAAAAGUAACUAAAGAUCAGGCUACUUUGAAGGAUGCCCUGUCCUUCUCUAAGAAAAUGCAUUCAGAAUGGGAGGGAGAUGUGCCCUCCACCCCAUCAUUCGAGGAUUCUAGCAAUUGGCUCAGAACAGAGACAAAAGUAACUAAGGAUCAGGCCACUUUGAAGGAUGCCCUGUUCACCUCUAAGAAAAUGCAUUCAGAACGGGGGGGAGAUGUGCCCUCCCUUCCAUUAAUGCAAGCGUCAAAGUCUAAAUUGAGCAUGGUCUUUGAUAACUCCCUGCCUGACUACCUGCGCGAACUGGCCCAGAAUGACAAUUUCACAAUAGAUCCCUGCCACCAGAGUGUGGAGGCCCUGAAGGCCACGCUUAACUUCUUUCGCACCACGCACAUUGACCUGAUGGACAAAUACUGUACACUGAUUGAUCAGAUUCCGGCCAAUCACUUUGAGGAAAUAUGCGGUUUCCAGCCAAACACAUUCAUUAAACUAAAGGUCAUGCGGCAGAAAUUCAAGGCACGAUCGCAGCUGUUGCAAAAAACCCUAGAGCGACAGCAGUGCAAUCGCAGGAACGAGCAAGAGGAACAGGAUGCCAUGGAGCGGGAGGAGCAGGAAAUCGAGGCUGAGCAAAAUCGCGAAAAAACAGCCAGCCAUGCAAAUUUGACCCCACCGCAACACCACAACAGCCUGCGCAUGGCGCCUCUUAAUAAAGUCAUGCAUAACGGUGAGGAAUGCAAGAGCAAUCCAGAUGAGCAGGGGUUGCUGCGGAAGCGGGAAGAGCUCAUACACGAUUUGUGUGAGGACCCAGAGGAUGACUACUUGGCUCAGAGUAUCCUCCUUGACAGAGACCUAACUGAUGAGAACAUGAACGGGUAUGCGCAGGAGAUGGAUUGCGAGAUGAAUGAUGAGGAUGAUGAUUUGGAUGGACUUUUGGCCGACAUUGAGAACGAGCAUCAGCAAAUGCAGGGGCGCAAGUCAGAGUAUAACGGCUAUGGUUAUAAAGACUUUGAAGCAGUUCAAAUUAACUUGAAAGAUGAAGGCUCUAAAGACAAGAAUAAAGGCUACAAUGCCAUUGAGGCCGUAAAACCUAGGCCUAAAGAAACUGCAACCAAAGCGCUUUCUUUGGAUGAUGAUGGCUUUCCUGAGUAUGAUGAAACACUUUUCGAGCAAAUGCAUUCUCAGGCUGCCAUCUCAUCUGCCAGCAUUACGGAUCUAACUAGCCCCAGAAAAAUGACUGACUUAACCGGUCCCAGCUGUAGUCGAAAUCCACCCAGCCGCCUUCAACCGGUAUCGGCCGAUGUUAACAAGGUAACAGGAAAUUUUCAUGCAAAUGUGCACAACGACGGCAUCACCGGCGAGUUUGACGGAAUACAUUUUGAGCACUCGACUCGCUUAAUGCACGGUUUAAGCUACAGCUUUGGUCUGAAGAGCUUUCGUCCUAAUCAACUGCAAGUCAUCAAUGCCACUUUGUUGCGCAAUGACUGCUUUGUGCUUAUGCCAACGGGAGGAGGAAAAUCUUUGUGCUACCAGCUUCCUGCCAUCCUUACUGAAGGGGUGACCAUUGUUAUCAGUCCCUUGAAGUCGCUUAUCUUUGACCAAACCAAUAAACUGGCUUCUCUGGAUAUCUGUGCUAAGAGUUUAUCCGGCGAUCUGGGAAUGGCCGAUGCUAUGGCCAUUUACAGGGACUUGGAAUCACAUCCUCCCAUUGUCAAACUACUUUAUGUCACUCCUGAGAAGAUAAGCAGCUCUUCUCGCUUUCAGGACAUAUUAGACACUCUAAACGCCAAUAAUUACCUCAGUCGUUUCGUCAUAGAUGAGGCUCACUGUGUAUCCCAGUGGGGCCAUGACUUUCGUCCAGACUACAAGAAAUUGGGAAUUCUUAAGAAGCGUUUCCCCAACGUUCCCACAAUUGCCUUAACGGCAACGGCCACGCCUCGCGUGCGAUUGGAUAUCUUGUCGCAGCUCAAUUUGAAGGACUGCAAAUGGUUCCUUUCCAGCUUCAAUCGAAGUAACCUGCGUUAUAAGGUGCUUCCGAAGAAAGGUGCGUCCACUGUUGAUGAUAUGAGCGCAUAUAUAAGGACAAAGCCACCACACUCAAGUGGGAUUAUCUACUGCCUGUCGCGCAAGGAGUGCGAGGAAGUGGCUAAGAAAAUGUGCAAGUACGCUGUACGCGCGGUGGCCUAUCAUGCCGGUCUCACGGAUACGGAGAGGGAGAGUCGUCAGAAGGACUGGUUGACUGGAAAGAUCAGAGUGAUCUGUGCUACUAUUGCAUUUGGCAUGGGUAUCGACAAGCCUGAUGUUCGAUUUGUCUUGCACUACUCGCUACCCAAAUCCAUUGAAGGCUACUAUCAGGAGGCUGGACGGGCAGGGCGAGAUGGAGAGGUGGCAGAUUGCAUCCUAUACUAUAAUUAUUCGGAUAUGCUUAGACUGAAAAAGAUGAUGGAUGGCGACAGAGCUCUUCAAUAUAAUGUUAAAAAGAUGCACAUCGAUAAUUUGUAUCGCAUUGUGGGCUACUGUGAGAACAUUACGGAUUGCCGGCGUGCCCAGCAACUGGAAUACUUUGGUGAGCACUUCACCAGCGAGCAGUGCAUGGAGAAUAGGGCCACGGCUUGCGAUAACUGUGUGAAUAAGCGAGCUUAUCAGCCCAUUGAUGCGCUGGAGCCGGCCAGAAAGGCGGCUCGAGCUGUCAAGGAUCUAUGCAGUGGAAGGUCGCGCUUCACGCUCCUUCAUAUAUCCGACGUCUUGAAGGGUAGCAAGAUUAAAAAGAUUGUGGAAUUCGGGCACAACAAUACCCCACAUCAUGGAUCUUUAAAAGACUGGGAUAAGAACGACAUACACAGAUUGCUGCGCAAAAUGGUUAUUGAUGGCUUCCUACGGGAAGAUCUGAUUGUUAUGAAUGACUUUCCUCAGGCAUAUCUUUACCUGGGCCACAGCAUAAGCAAACUAAUGGACGGUACUCCCGACUUCCAAUUUUCCAUAACGCGAAAGGAUGCAAAAGCUGCUGUGGCCACUGUAUCUGAGCCGGGAGCUGGCAGCAUCAAUGAUGGGAAGACGAAGAUGCGCGAAAUACACAAUCGCUGCUAUACUGAUCUUCUAGACUUGUGCCGCACUAUAGCUAGCCAGCGAAACGUGACUAUGGCUAGCAUAAUGAAUAUACAGGCUCUGAAAAGUAUGGCGGAGAUUCUGCCACUCACUGAGAAGGACAUGUGCAGCAUUCCUCAUGUGACGAGGGCGAACUAUGAUAAGUACGGCGAAAAACUUCUUGAGAUUACGUGUAACUAUGCCUCGGAGAAGCUCCUGAUGCAAGCAAUUUUAGACGAGGAGGAGGAGCAGGCGGCUGCAGCAGCAUCAGCCGCAGCACAGAAGCCGCGGGCCGGGAGCUCUGGUUGGAAAAACGACACUUCUGUGGAUUGGAACAAGGAGGUUGCAUCGCAAGGGACCAAUGGAAGUAGUUAUGGUUCCUCCUUCCGCGGCGGAAAACGUAAGAGAACCUUUAAAUCGGCAUCGAGCAAGAGAUUUAAAAGUACUUCAGCCUCUCCAGCACCAAAGAGAACCACUGCAGGUCGAGGAGGUCGUGGCGGAAGAACGACAGCUAAGCGCGCAGAGAGCACUGCCGCAUACGCCUCCGGCUGGAAAAGUAAAAAAACAGGAAACAGCUUUGGUUUUGACCUGAUGCCUUGUCCAGGAUCAAAAUAACGUAAUUUUUACAUUUUGUGGAAACGA